Copidosoma floridanum is the source of this 4753-nucleotide messenger RNA. RefSeq names its product salivary peroxidase/catechol oxidase. Gene Ontology annotation, biological process: response to oxidative stress. Gene Ontology annotation, molecular function: heme binding; peroxidase activity. NCBI's taxonomy places the organism in Eukaryota, Metazoa, Arthropoda, Insecta, Hymenoptera, Encyrtidae. The record is from RefSeq and is a predicted model, not a curated record.
ACACGGUUUGGAAAAUUAAAAAUAAAGUAUACGAGUUUUUAAAAUUUGUUUUUACAAAGUUUGAAAUUACGAUGUUUUCAAACUGCAGUUUUCACCGAUCAUUUGCUUACAGCUUGAGUGACAAAUUACAUCACUCGGCCAAUCCAGUGCAAUUGUAACUCGAUGAUACGUGCAGCUUCUCUUACGUAAGACCAUUUGAGUUUCAUUGAAAUUAAAUUUUCAUCUCUGGCGGUUGCGUCGAAACUGUAAUGGAUCGCGGGUGUAAUGUGUCAUAGGCAAACAAGAAAAUCAUCGAUUUCUUAUAACUUAAUUUCCGCAUAAUCAACCGGAUUUCAAGUUCAACUCCGAGUAAAAAAAAAAUCGACUCGUAUAAUGCAAAUCCAUCUCGAACAGGCACCCAAUCAUUGCAGUCAUAUUUUCCAAUCGAGUAAACAUUGAAAUGUUAUGAAAAUCGACAUGUGCAAGGCAUGUGUGUUCCUCUUAACUCGCUGCGGUCAUAAACUGACUCCGUGUAUUAAUUAACAGGGGACGUGAUUGAAUAUGCCUUUUCCAUUGUUACUCCAUACGUUCAGACUUGGGCGUGGAUACUUGUAAGAUUUUUUGUAACAUAAUUUUUUCCCAAAAAUGUCACGCAUUACUUGCGCUAAAAAAACCUUUUUUUUCUCAAUUACUGCUCGUAAGACAGCGUUUAAACAAUUUGGACGUAAAAAAGUAAUCAAAUUGUUCGAAAAAGUAUUUAAAAAUAUAAAUGCAGUUGUUUUACAAUAAACUUUCAUCAAAAACAGGAGUUACAUACUUGUUUCCCAGAAAAAAAGAGACUUGCGUAAGUAUCGUACUUGUGAAUAGUAUACAGAUAAAAAAUGUUUUUCACCAGACGCAUGCACUUUAACGAGGAAAACAAAAAUUUCUUUUUAAUCCAUAAAAAAAAAAAAAAAAAAAAAAAAACUGGUGCCCAAAUCUGUAUACAUUUUACUAGCUUUAUCGUUGAUUUCAUGAAUAAUAAUUCUAAUAGCCUUAAUAGACCGCGAAAAUAAUCCAAUCAAAAAGAUAUUCACCGGUUCGUCGUAGUAAACCAUCUCAUGUAAUCCGACAACGAUUGUAAACGUCGACUAUACUCCCCGCACGCGGUUGUCGUUUGCAGAAACUCACUGGGCAACCUGCACUCCCAGAAAAAAGGGCAAGACCCUAAAAAAAAAAAAAAAAAAAAAAAUUGUGCAAGGGGGUUCGCGAAAAGCGCAUGCGUCCCGGUAAUAUUCCACGCGAUAGCAUCGCACCCACAGGAUCCCUUGUUUUGCCCUGUAACCAUACUAGGCGCACCCAACACCCAUAUACACGUGACAAAAAGCCGACCCCCCUUCGAACGUCGCAGUAAACAGAUGAGGAUAGGAGAAAGCUCUCCAGAGUUUACAAGCAGUGUUAUUCUGUCACGGUGCGAGGAAACGUACGGACCUGCCUACCCAACGGUCGCUUCUCGAACAUUCGGAUACUACGCACUUGUUCAACUACUUUUUUUUUCCUCUCUCUCUUCGUUGUGUUAUCUUCUCUCGCGCAUCGUUCGAACACGUUAAUUUGGCAAAACCCUUGGAUAUACCUGUACAACCGACUUUUUGCGUGUUUUUUCGAAACGUAAGUACACAUACAUCGUUGGAAAGGUGGGCCGAUCGAUAUAACUCUCGAGCCGUGGAUUGUACCGUCGCACCCCAUAAUAGUCUUGAGGAAGGAGCCGGAGAGGGUUUUCCGUUUUCCUCGUGUUAUGGCGUCUGUUAAGUCCAAAUCCUGCGACGUCGCCGAGAACAAUGCCUUGGGUCUGCUCUGCGCGAAGUUUCGGCGAAUCGGCAAAAAACGCAAGCGUUGGGCCGGAGAAGUCAUGGCUGCUUCCGUGGCGAUGUUCGCCGUGCUGUGGCUCUUUGUCCAAACGACGGGCCUCUUUGGGCCGCCCAGCUCGAUCGGGGCCUUCCAGCUGCCCCUCACCUUGGAAAACUACUUUCCCCGCAGCACAGCACCAUACUCGCUCGCAGACAUAUCGAAACUAAGCCCUGGCGAGCCGGUGGUGCAGAUAGACGUGAACAUGCCCCCGGGCAGGCGCCUGCCACCUAUGGACCAGGCGACCCUCAACGUAUCGUUGAAGCUCGCGACCGAGGGUGUAUCUAGGCUCGAGCGCCUCGAGAUGAAUCUCGUGGGGGCGGGUGCGACCCUGCCCGUGGACAGCCCGGCCUACCGGCAGUACCUCUACAGCCGGCCCAACACCGACGCCCUGGACAAGGCGCUCAGGGCCCUCAUCGUCAUCGGGGCGUCCACCCACCUGGCCGGGGCUUACUGCGCUAGGUACGGGGUUAAGGAGAUGGAUUGCGCCCACUUGUUGUCGGCCCUGAAGCUGGACGGCACGCCGAUGGGGGGUUCUUGCCACGCGGACCAGCUCGAUUGCGACGUGGAUUCCGAGUAUCGGAGCUUGGACGGCAGCUGCAACAACCCCCAGAAUCCAAGGUGGGGGAGUGCCUUCACCGCCUACGGGAGGUUCCUCUUUCCUCGUUACGCCGACGGCAUCCACAUGCCGAGGAGGGAGCGAGGCGUGCACUGGCUACCGAACCCCAGGGCCGUGAGCGUAGCUCUGGUCACCGAGGACGAUCGGGCCGACGACACCAAGACCCUCGCCCUCGCCACUUGGACCGAAUUCGUCGCCCACGACAUGGCUCACACUCCCGUUCGCAAGAUGAUUUGGACCGGUAAGCCGAUCUCGUGCUGCAGGGACGACGGCGGUUGGCCGCUGCCGCGAUACAUACACCCCGACUGCGAGGCUGUCUCGGUAGCCGAAACCGACCCAGUUUACGGGGAGCAGGGACUGCGUUGCCUUAACUACGUCAGGUCACAGCCCGCGCUCGGCGCCGACUGCACCUUCGGUCCAGCCCAGCAGAUGAACCAAGCGAGCCACUUUUUGGACGGCUCCACCGUUUACGGCUCGACCCUGAACAAGUCGAGCGAGGUACGCGCCUUCGAGUCGGGCCUCUUGCGCGCCAGCGUCAAGGACAACCUCGAGUACCUGCCCGUCGCGCCAAAGUCCCUCUGCGGAACCAAGAGCUGCUACCUCACCGGUGACGAGCGCGCCAACUCCGAGCCCCGGUUGGUUGCGCUGCACACGCUGUGGAUGCGCGAGCACAACCGCGUGGCUCGCCAACUCCUCCGGUUGAAUCCCGGCUGGUCGGACGAGGUGGUCUACCAGGAGGCCAGGCGCAUCGUCGUCGCCGAAAUCCAGCACGUCACCUACAACGAGUGGCUGCCGGCGGUGAUCGGCAACCGGUUGGCUGGCUCGGCCGGUCUCGGGCUCACCUCGAACUACAGCAGCCUGGGCUACAGCCCCUACAAGGACCCCUCGGUCCGCAACGAGGCUGCCACCGCUGCUCUGCGCUUCGUCGCCUCGCUCGAGCAGAGCAAACUCAGUUUGAUCGACGACACGGGGCGGGUCAACGACAGCGCGCGCCUGUUGGACCAUUUCAACGAACCGCGGGCCAUCGAGACGGACGAUGUCCUGGACAGGCUAGUCCGCGGUCUGGCCACUCAAGGCGCCCGAAAGGUGGACCUCCGCGUGAUUUCCGACGUGACGCAGGAGCUGUACAAGACCGGGGGUCCCGUUGGAUUGGACCAAGUUGCUUUCGACAUACAGCGCGGCCGCGACCACGGUAUUCCGGGUUACAACGAGUACCGCAAGCACUGCGGCCUCAAGUCUGCCAAGAGGUUCGAUGACUUUUUGGACGUCGUUCCGACCGAGACGGUCAAGAAGCUGCAGGCGCUGUACAAGCAUCCCGACGAUGUGGAUCUGUUCGUCGGAGGUCUGGUGGAGAGGGCCGUGGAGGACGGCGCGGUGGGACCGACGUUUCGUUGUUUGCUGUCGAAUCAGUUUGUCAGGACUCGUCAGAGCGACCGGUACUUCUACGACACCUUGGACCAACCGAAGCCUUUUGCUCCAAGCCAAUUGGAGAGCUUGAAAAGGGCCAGCUUGGCGCGAAUAUUCUGCGACAAUGGCGACAGCAUUGCAAUGAUGCAGCCCAACGUCUUUCUCCGGCCGCAAAAGGGAAACGAGUUGGAGUCGUGCCACAAUUUCGAAAGGAUCCCGAGCGUCGAUCUGUUUGCGUGGGCCGAGAAGGCCAAGGCUUACCGUUGAAUGGUGUUUUGAUUGACUCGUCACUCUUCGUGUUGAACGUCUCGGUGGACGUACCACGACGCGCGCCAAGAUGCAAUCGGAUGGUGAUAUUCCCUGGUGGCGCCCUCGAGCUCUGACUUUGAAGCGUAAGCAGGAGAGUAAGGUAUUACGCGCUUCUCGAAGGUCAAAGUUGGGAAGCGAUCUGCUGUCUUGCGUGGGAUUGGUCAAAUUUUUGGAAAUUCGACGCCUGCACCGUCCAAGGUGGAGCGAGUACAUUUAAACAUUUUUGAGCCUUUUGAUUCGUGAGAUCUGAAAAAAUACACUUAAAGUAUUAUUUACUCAUCGAACGACCAAAGCAAUACUUUUGGAUAUCACGUAAACAUAUAUUGCCUUUUUUUACUGUGUCACCUACUUUGAAGAUAAAUUCAUCGUUUCCAUUUAAUAAUUAUCCGUCUUUUGACGAUACAAUGGUUUAAUGGAUCGCAAUAUUUUUAAUACUAUAAACUGUACCAAAGUAUUAAUCGGUGGUAAUAAAAAUUCGACGCAAUAUCAACAAAAUACAAACGAGUCUGUUAUGAAUUGAGCGAAACUUGAAGGGUUUGAGUCCAAAUGAAUAAC